Messenger RNA from Fusarium coffeatum, 1047 nucleotides. RefSeq lists its product as uncharacterized. The record is from RefSeq and is a predicted model, not a curated record. The transcript is spliced from 2 exons. Bases 1 to 1047 code for a protein of 348 amino acids. Lineage: Eukaryota; Fungi; Ascomycota; Sordariomycetes; Hypocreales; Nectriaceae.
AUGACUAUCCCUAUCCACUCAACGCCGCCGCCGUCUCGCACCAGCUAUAUUAUACAGCAGCUGGAGGGAGAACGCCUUUCUAUACCUGGAAGUAAAGGGACAUUCCGAAUCCUUGCGUCGGCCAAGCAAACCGAUGGGCGAAUGUCAGUUUUCCAGAGCGGUGCUGUUAUCUCCGAUGCGCCGGGAUUCCACUACCACAAAGAAGCCCACGACGUUUUCAUGGUGACCAAGGGCUUCUUGAAGCUCUGGAAUGGCGAACAAUGCCGUAUAAUGGGCCCUGGGGAUUUUGCGUAUGUACCUCCGAACAUUAUUCACAACCCGGAAUUACUUGGCCCUCACACUGAGACACUGGGUCUAGUAGUUCCUGGAGACUGGAUUGACUUCUUCCGCUAUGUCAGUGAACCGUUUGAAGGCAUCCUGGUACCAGAGCAUGAUGAUCGAGAUCUCAAGUCCCAUGUGAUACCGAAAGUCAUGUCGGCUCCCAAGGACUUUGACGUACAUUUUGUCAGAGAUUAUGAUCCUCCUGCAUUGGGAGAGUGGGAAGGAACCGAGAAUGUUUUCCCGUCCGCAGAAUUGAAACCGUUUUUCCUUCGCGCCAACACCGGGCCUCGUUGGAUGGCUGGAGGUGUCAUGUCACGGCCCUUUAUUACCACCCGGGAGAGCGCAGGAAAAUUUUCCAUCUCGAGCAUUGAGUCCUCCAGUCUAUAUAGCUCCUCCUUGUUUUCAGAAUACGUGGCCUUUCCGACUGUGGACCACUGCCUCUGUGUACAAGAAGGUGCUCUUCGCGUGAAUCUCAAGGGUGAUUCGGAAUGGGUAACCCUCCACGAGGGUGAGACAGUUAUGAUUGCGGCAGGACAAUCUUUUAAGCUUGAGUUUGGGUCGAGAUACGUCCGUGUAUGGUCUUUUACAGAUGGGCAGGGCAUCGAAGAGUUGAUCCAGCAGGUGGGCGCACCUUGCGAAAGCCUCGUCCUCCCCGAUGAGGCCCCUGUUCUAGAUCAGUCGAAACUUGGGGCUGUGAUCAAGAACUUGGAUAUAACAUGGGGAUAA